GCAGGAUAGGUCGCCCCCGGAGGUCAUGAGGGUGCUGGUUCGGCGCUGCUGGGGGCCCCGGCCUGUGGGUGGCGGUCCGGGCGGUAAGCGGAGGCCCCAGUGGCAAGCGCUGGCCGGGCUCGGCGGGUCCCCUGCCGGGGAGGAUGGCCGGGGCGUCCGAGUCCGCGAGAAGCCGCCCUGGCGGGUGCUCUUCUUCGGCACAGACCGGUUCGCCCGCGAGGCGCUGCGGGCGCUGCACGCCGCCAGAGAAAACAAAGAGGAAGAGUUAAUUGAAAAAUUGGAGGUGGUCACACUGCCCUCCCCAUCCCCAAAAGGACUACCAGUGAAGCAAUAUGCUGUCCAGUCUCAGCUUCCAGUGUAUGAGUGGCCAGAUGUGGGAUCCGGAGAGUACGACGUUGGAGUGGUAGCUUCAUUUGGCCGACUUUUGAGUGAGGCUCUUAUUCUUAAAUUUCCUUAUGGCAUCUUGAAUGUCCAUCCCAGUUGCCUCCCGAGGUGGCGUGGUCCAGCCCCUAUAAUCCAUACCGUGCUUCACGGAGACACAGUUACUGGAGUAACGAUUAUGCAAAUUAGGCCUAAAAGGUUUGAUGUCGGCCCAAUUCUCAAACAGGAGGUCGUUCCUGUGCCACCUAAGAGCACUGCCAAGGAGCUGGAGGAAGUGCUGUCAAGACUGGGGGCCAACAUGCUUAUUUCAGUUUUGAAAAAUUUGCCUGAGAGUUUGAGCAAUGGAAGGCAGCAGCCAACUGAGGGAGUGACACAUGCCCCUAAGAUUUCUGCUGGUACCAGCUGUAUAAAAUGGGAGGAACAAACUUCAGAGCAAAUAUUCAGACUUUAUCGUGCCAUUGGAACUAUAAUUCCGUUGCAGACUCUCUGGAUGGAUAAUACCAUUAAACUUCUGGAUUUGGUAGAAGUUAAUAGUUCAGUCCUCACUGAUCCAAAAUUAAGAGAACAACCUGUUAUUCCAGGAUCAGUAAUAUACCACAAACAGUCACAAAUACUGCUGGUUUGUUGCAAGGAUGGCUGGAUUGGUAUUCGAUCAGUGAUGCUCAAGAAAACACUAACAGCUACUGAUUUCUACAAUGGGUAUCUGCACCCCUGGUACCAGAAAGAUUCCCAAGCUCAACCAAGGCAGUGCAGAUUUCAGACUCUCAGACUUCCAACAAAGAAGAAGCAGGAAAAAAAAAUUGUUGCUAUGCAACAGUGCAUUAAGUAGUUAGGAAGUAGAUGGACAAGAACCUACUACAUAUUUGUAAUUUAUUAAAAGCCACAUUUACAAGGAAUUACCUUGACUUUCAAAGAAGAUGACACUGUUGGAGGGACAGGAAAGAAGAUUAUUGUCAAAAAGAUGAAUUACCUCACUUCCCAUUUUUUGUUUAACAGUAGUUAAAACCCACUUUUUUAUUUGAAUAACAAAAAGAGCUUUAAAUAAAUUUUUUAUUUAUAAUGUGAAA
Molecule: messenger RNA, 1448 nt
Organism: Odobenus rosmarus divergens (Pacific walrus)
Lineage: Eukaryota; Metazoa; Chordata; Mammalia; Carnivora; Odobenidae
Gene: MTFMT
Product: mitochondrial methionyl-tRNA formyltransferase
Biological process (GO): conversion of methionyl-tRNA to N-formyl-methionyl-tRNA; biosynthetic process
Cellular component (GO): mitochondrion
Molecular function (GO): methionyl-tRNA formyltransferase activity
Source: RefSeq, a predicted model, not a curated record